This is a messenger RNA of Astyanax mexicanus (Mexican tetra), 4301 nucleotides long. It is a transcript of the gene nfil3-5, whose product is annotated as nuclear factor, interleukin 3 regulated, member 5. The transcript is spliced from 2 exons. The record is from RefSeq and is a predicted model, not a curated record. Gene Ontology annotation, cellular component: nucleus. NCBI's taxonomy places the organism in Eukaryota, Metazoa, Chordata, Actinopteri, Characiformes, Acestrorhamphidae. The coding region runs from base 926 to 2701 and encodes 591 amino acids. Gene Ontology annotation, biological process: circadian rhythm; regulation of DNA-templated transcription. Gene Ontology annotation, molecular function: DNA binding; DNA-binding transcription factor activity.
UAAUUCUGCUCCUAUUGUGUAAUCCACAACAAGCCAGGCUGCCCCACUCUUUCUGCGUGAUGUUGCACAAGUGGUCGAAAAUGAAGCACGGAUAGUGGAUUAGAUGUUAAUUUGGAUUCAGAAAUCACUCCCAGGCGCGUUUUAAUUGAUUUGUGGUGGGUAGAAAGAGAACAAGAACGUGACCAGGCACCCAAAGCUUGUGUUACGCAACCGCUGACCUACUAACACACAUUGCAAGACUGUGUGUGAGUAUGUGUGUGUGUGUGUGCGUGCGUGUGUGUGUGAGAGAGAAACUGGAGCAAGGCAUCCGACAUGAGGACACGAGUCGGGGAGGGAUUCUCAGCAAAUAGCAGCACACCGUCCACAGAGGAGGGAGUCCGGGUUAAAGUUAGUCACGAAUUUACUGAAGAAUCACUGAAAUCUGAAGACUGGACUGAAAUCAGGGCAGCGGCUGAACGCGCCACUUUCUGAGGGGAGAACAAAAAGCCCACAUUUUCACCCCAAAUCGGAUUCUUCUUUUCUCAAUGAAGCGAGCAGCCCUUUGUUUCGUUGCAUCUCGAGACUGAGUUCCAGUGGAACCUAGACAGGCGUAUCAACGGGCCAACCGGAUCCUUCCAUAAGAGAAAAUUCACAUCCCUACCACCACCAUCCAUCAUACUAUUUGUAGACUAUUUCUUAACAUUCACAAAGACUUGUCAAAUGAGGGACAUCUUUAUCGAGUUCCACCUCUUCCUAAUCUUUCUUGCCAAUUUAGACACUUGAAGAUUCUGACAAUAAAUCUGAACAGGAGAGAAAAGAACAAGCUAACUCAACAAGAUUCCUUCUGGGAGGAACACCGGAAUGAGAACCCCACACCCAUUAUUCAUCAACUAAUAUUUAAAGCUCUGUUUUCAAUGUCAGCUGAGUCCAACUCUGCAACAAUACAAUGGAAAAUCAAAAUCAGUCUGUUCAAUCCACUAAUGACAACUUGGACACGUUAGACACUUAUUCAAGUUACAAUGAGGAUUUGUCAUCACCUCCAAUCAGCAACUCUUCUCGGCAAGGUAGGCUCAUUAAACCAAAGCCCAACGCCAACUGUCGGCGAAAGCGGGAAUUCAUCUCAGAAGAAAAGAAAGAUGCAUCCUAUUGGGAAAAACGCCGCAAGAACAAUGAAGCUGCCAAACGGUCUAGGGAGAAACGUAGACUCAACGACAUGGUGCUGGAGAACAGGGUGAUUGCAUUGAAUGAGGAGAACAUUCGCUUGAAGACUGAACUUCUGCAGCUGAAGCUCAGAUUCGGGCUCAUCAGCACAGCCUCAUACAUGGAGAAGUCCCAACAGAUCAGCAGUGGGACUGAGGUUGGUGAAAGCAACGGUACAUCUGGGGGCAAACCUGGAAACCCCUAUUUCUCAAGCAGCGGGUACUCCAGUGCCUCUCAGGUCAUGAUGAACUCAGAUUCCUCAGAGGCAGAACAGUCUACACUUGGUGAACGUCACACCCCAUUACCCAAGUAUUCCCCUCGUGGCUCCCUGUCUGACAUGUCUGACGGAUCAUCUCGGGACAGCCCUGAGCCAAUGAUGUAUGAUAUUAAGCGAGAAAGUUCAGGUAUGGACAUUACCAGACUUGAGACAAGUGUUCUGAAUGGCAUGUUCAGUGGUCAUCAUGGUCUCAGCCAGCUACAGAACCGUCAUCUCCACGGAGCGGACAAUCAAGAAUCUGUUACCAGCCCUUCUACUCAGCCUGCCACAGCCCAGAGAAGCGUGAUCCUGUACCGCUCUGGCAGCAAUUCUUACCCAGUUGAAAGCCAGAGGGUUGAAGGUGCAGAUCAGCACCCAGGAUUGCUGUCACAGCAGAAUGGACAAGUGUCUCAUGUCACCCAAACAGGAGGAUGCCUCCCUGUUAGAGCAGAUGGUUUAGAGACCCUUUCAGAGGUUGCUCAACAGCUAGCAAGGCGGUCUUUGGAUUCACCAAAUUAUGAAUACACUAAAGGCAAGCUGGAUCAUGAGGAAUUAGAGCGUUUUGCACGCCUGGAAGAGCACCAAACAGAGGCACUAGAAGCUCGUAAAGACUCUGGUCCAAACUCCUUUGCCCCAGAUUUGCUCAGUGAGACUGGCAAAGCUCACUUGUACCAGCAUCAGAUCCCCUACCUCACCCCUAUGGAUGAAGAGCCACCAGUUCUGACCUACGAAGGUGAUCCCAGAGCUGACGGUUUCUAUCAAGAGCACACCUCUUCAAACAAGGACACAUCCUCAAGUGAUGGAGACCCUCGCAGCUCAGACAAAGAGGCCUCCACCGAUGACGAAUCCCCAUCAUCCUCUUCCUCAGAAACCGGUGGCUACCAUGCAGGCCAUUUGUCUGCUUGCUGCCCAGCUACCGGCAUCAGUGGUGCUUGCCAAAAUGGUGAAAGCCAAGCAGAGGUGAAAACUACAGCGCUGCCGCACAAGCUAAGGUUAAAAUACAGAGCAAUGUCCAACAGUGGUACCCAGGAUUUUCCUGUCUGUGCUGCAACCACCACAGCCGCCUCACCCAGUUCAACACUGCCUCAACACCCCUACCUGGCUGUCACACAGGUCAACCAGCAGACAGGAAAAGAGGAAGAGCUUGAAGAAACCGAUGAACUGAGCCCUCAGCAGUCCCCUUCCAAACCAAGCCUAGGAGGCAGGAAGGAAGGUGGAAAGAAGGGGUCAGGUGGACGAGGCAGCAGAAAUAAGAGACGUGAUUAAAAGGAACUGACUUUGACUUUUCGGUCCAUUGAUACCUUUAAAUGUCCGUUACAAAGUAAACACUAAAAUGACACCUAUACACUAAUGCAUGAAAAUACAUGGUUUUACACUAACCAGAGGGUCAAACUCUCAGACUCAGACUAUCUGUUUUUAAGAAAGUUCCCUUUCCUGUCCCUUUUUACUGUCCUCACUAAAGCACUUAUUGACCACUUAAAUUAAGUCUGAAUCAAAAGGGGUUAGUGAAGUUCUUUUUCUGUUAAAUCAAGUAAAAAGAACGAUUUGUUUUUCUUAAACUACCUAUGCUGACGUUUUCCAACCCCUCUAAAUGUUUCCAGUUGUUCACUUCAGGAACCAAAGACACUAGAACAAGAAAACACUUACCAGACUUGCUGUCCUCCACAGUCCUUUCACCUUUACGUUCCUCAAGCAUUUGGAUUGUAUAAUACUGUGAGAUAAUUAACAUAUCAUAUUUAAAUAUAUUUUAUGAAAAAAAACAGUGAAAACCGUAAAAACAAGGUAAGGCGGAUGGGAACCAAAAGCACUAUUUCUUAGGCCUGGAAUUUCUCUGUCGUUGUAUCAUAAGUACACGUUGAGGUAAACUGUUUUCAUUAUGUUUUGGUUCAAGUGUAUUUUAUGUCAAAAAAAAGAACAUGUUUGUGAUUCAGCCACCAAUAGGCUAUGAGUAAGUGAACCUGUCUCCAUCUUGUCAUUUUCGCUGUGACAUAGAAGCACUUAGGAAGAAAAGACUAACUGAUCUGUCAUGGAGGUCACUGUGAUCAACCAGUAAAGCACCUUCAUCUGCCCAAAACAGUGAUCACCUUUAAAACUGUCUCCUCAGAGAACACUACAUUGUGUAAAAAACUACAGUGUUUGUUAGUAUACUGAGACAGCCGUUGUGGUUUCAUAGAUGUUUCAUGCACUACCUCAUUAAGACAAACAAGUGUUAUGAGUGUUGACGUCUGUUUCUAUUCAGAAUAUGCAUCGUAGCUUCAUCAGACUCACCCAGUAGUCGCUGUGCAAACAAAACACUACAAAAUGCUGCAUUACACUACAACAUGGACAUGCCCAUCGGAAUACAAACAGGAAGAAAAACCAGCAUCGAUCCCUUUGUCCUGUUAACCUCUUUAUUUUUUUAUCACAUUGAGUAGCUUAAUGUUGCUCCUGCACUGAAACAUACGAUUUUUGUAUCUGUGUUGAGUGUUUGCAAAACAGGUGCCUGCCACUGGACUUUGUGUACAAAUGUAAAGAAUUUUUCUCUUUUGAGUAAAGUUUUUAUCAAGUUUAUUUUGGCAUUCUAUGAUUAUUAUUAUUAUUAUUAUUAUAUUUUUAUUUUAUAUUUCCAUUCUAUUAUAUAUUAUAUAUCUAUAUCUAUCUUGUCUCCAUUUGUCUGUUCUCCUGAAUGUGAUCGUUGUGUAGUCUUAGAUGUCCGCCCAUAUUCCACUGAUGUUCCCCAGACGUACCAGUGUGGUGUUUGCAAAUGUUUUAAGAAUCAAAAAGAAAAAGAUUGUUGCAAGGUCAAAGUUGGAGUUCUGUUAACAGUACUUGGAGUGAUGGUUAUGGUGAGAAGAUGGUGACAAAAAAUAAAAUUUGUUGAAUUAUA